Messenger RNA from Diaporthe amygdali, 1875 nucleotides. RefSeq names its product Arylsulfatase. The coding region runs from base 1 to 1875 and encodes 624 amino acids. The transcript has 7 exons. Lineage: Eukaryota; Fungi; Ascomycota; Sordariomycetes; Diaporthales; Diaporthaceae. The record is from RefSeq and is a predicted model, not a curated record. Gene Ontology annotation, molecular function: N-acetylglucosamine-6-sulfatase activity; glycosaminoglycan binding.
AUGAAACCAUUCGCAACCACAGUAUUUGCUGCCGCUGUGGCUCUAUGGAGCAGCGGCGAAGCGCAGAGUCAGGGAAAUGACGCCAAGCAGCCCAACGUCGUUUUCAUUUUUACCGACGAUCAGGACUACCAUCACUCGUCUUUGGACUACAUGCAGAAUCUCCAAAAAGAGUUGGUUGCGAAGGGAACCGAGUUCACUAAUCAUUAUGCAACUAUCUCCGUCUGUUGUCCCAGCCGCGUGUCUUUGAUGCGCGGCCAGCUCGCUCACAACACCAAUAACACGCAUGUUCGAGCGCCAGGGGGUGGAUAUCCCAAGUUUCUUGCAGCGGCUGAGGACGAUGAUUAUCUCCCACUUUGGUUGACCAAAGCUGGGUAUCAAGCUGAAUACAUCGGCAAGCUCUUCAACGGUAACGGAUUGACCAAUUACAACCCCGCGCCGAAGUAUUGGACUCAUACGGACCUCUUGAUGGAGCCGUACAUCAACAGGCAUGACACAGUUGUUAUGUCAGAAAACGGGGCCAGACCGAAAUUCUACUCGAAUUGGCAACAAACUGACGUGAUUCGGACAAAGGCUAUCGCACGACUGCAGACUUUGGUUGCACAAGAAGAUCCGUUUUUUCUCAUGGUCGCGCCAACAGCACCUCACGUGCACAACGCAACCGUGCCUCCUAUCCCAGCGGCUCGCCACUUGGACCUGUUCCAGAAUAUUACCGUCCCUCGCACGCCUGAUUGGAACCCUUCGGAUGAGUACCAGCAGCAGAAGCCAGCAUAUAUAAGGACCCUUCCCCUUUUGAAUCAAACUCAGAUCAAUGAGAUUGACCUGCUUUAUCAGCGUCGAUUACAAGCACUUCAGAGUGUGGAUGAGCUGAUUCAGGAUGUGGUUGACACUCUUGAGGAGGCUGGUAAACUGGAUGAUACAUACAGGUAUCACCUUGGCUCAUACCGCCAGGGGGGCGGUAAAUCCACACCGUAUCUUAGAGAUUCCAACAUUCCCCUCGUGGUGCGUGGACCGGGCAUCCAAGCCGGGGUCACCUCUCGCACGCCCAGCACCGUAACUGACUUCGCUCCCACCUUCCUUCAGAUCGCGGGACUCAGCAAGGAGGAUUGGCCCAGCUUUCUCGACGGCGAAAGCCUGCUAGCCUCAUGGGAGAGCCCGAAUAACACGGCCAUACACAAAAAGAAAGAGGCGAUCAACGUCGAAUUCUGGGGCUAUGCCUACAAUGAGAUCCCGUCAUUUGUCACGGGCGAUGGGGGAAAGGUGGGGUACUUUCUAGAGAACGACUACAAGACAAUGCGCAUUGUAGGCGACGAGUCCGCCUGGCUGUACUCGAGGUGGUGCACAAAUGAUACGGAGUUGUAUGAUACCAAAAACGAUCCCUAUGAGCUGACGAAUCUCGCGAACUCUUCCGACCCCCAAAUCCAACGCGUACUAUCGCGCCUCAACGCCCUUCUCUUAGUCACCAAGUCCUGCACACAGGAAACAUGCCGGGAUCCCUGGUCUAUUCUACAGCCCACAAAUCUCCCAUCGAACGCCACGGCCAUCAAGACGCUCGACGACGCAUUGGAUCCCGCUUACGAUAGCUUCUAUGAUGCUUUCCCUCCAGUCACCAUCUCCGAAUGUCUCGGUCUUCAGGUGCCCUCCAACGAGGCGCCCUUCUACCCGGACGGCGCGGAGACGGGCUUGGGACUUGCUUUCCGCAACAAUACGGAUGGCUUCUCCUUCCCGGAUCCACUCCAGCCGGUGACACAGAUCACCGGGUAUCUUGGCCGCUGGGAGCCGGCAGGAGGCUGGGACCAGCGGCAUGCGAGCCUCGAGGCGCUUAUGGCGGAUGCUAGAGAGUUGACUGACGACGAGAUGACCGUGACAAACAUUUGA